This is a messenger RNA of Pyrus x bretschneideri (Chinese white pear), 1702 nucleotides long. Its product is annotated as rho-N domain-containing protein 1, chloroplastic. NCBI's taxonomy places the organism in Eukaryota, Viridiplantae, Streptophyta, Magnoliopsida, Rosales, Rosaceae. The transcript has 2 exons. The coding region runs from base 159 to 1379 and encodes 406 amino acids. The record is from RefSeq and is a predicted model, not a curated record. Gene Ontology annotation, biological process: DNA-templated transcription termination.
GAACGAGUCCCUUAUCAAUGGCGCUAUAGGGUUUAGCAAAGCCGAAGUGACAAACACUUGGAGGGAGCUACACCACCAGCAAGCACGCCAGAAAAUGCAAAUCCGCCAUUGACGACUGACCUGAAAACUCUCCUUCUCAGUCCCUCACCUCCCCAGAAAUGUUACAGGGCGUUCAUAUCAUCGGUCAUGGACCAUCAGAUGCCAAAUGUCUUCCGUGUUCUGGAAUUUCCGGAAGAGUAGCCCCUUUAUAUCCCUGCUCUUCAAGUUUCAACCAUAAGUCCAAGUCACAGGUCAGUUAUGGAUCACCAAAAGGUGCUUACAAGGGGGUAUCCUUUACGUGCAGAGCGAGUUCUGGUGGUCGUAAUAGAAAUCCAGAGUUUCCAAGGCAAAACAGACAUGGGUACUCCCGGAGCAGGAAUAGGAAAAGUGAAGAAAGAGAUGGCUUUGAUAACUUUGAUGAAUCUGAUAUGCUGUCUUCUAAAAAUGGGCCAUCGGUCUCCCCUUCAAGUAACACAAAGUUUGGGGCCACUGCAUCCCCUGGACCUAGAGAAAAAGAGAUUGUUGAGCUGUUCCGGAAGGUCCAGGCUCAACUUCGGGAGAGAAGUGCAGUUAAAGAAGAAAGGAAGGUUGAAGCUUCACAAGGGCAUGGUAAAGAGAAUGCGACUGUGGAUUCCCUCCUCAACCUGUUAAGAAAGCACUCGGUUGAGCAAUCAAAGAGAAACAGCAACAGUGGCAGCAGCAACAAGGACUUCACGUUGGACCAACCGGAAAAGAAUGCCCGAUAUGGUGAAAGAAAAAACACAGCUUCUUUUGAUUCAAAUAACAAAGCUCCUUUUGAUUCAAAUAACCUUUUGAAGGAUGAUGUUGAAGAACCUACUGCCUCCUUCAGCAGGCCUGCUUCGAAUUUCCAACGCAAGUCUCCCAUUCCUCGGUUAACAUACCAGGCCAUUUAUUCUGAGGAUGAUCACACAGGCCACUCGGUGCCACAUGUGAAUUCAACUGGGAAAAUAAAGAAGAAUCAUGUUGAGAGAGUUCCUCAACCAGAGCCUGAGCCUGAGCCUGAGCCACAGCUUGAGUUGGAGGCAGAACUUGACCCUAUGCCUGAGCAUGAUACUGAGUUUGAAUUUGAGCCUGAACCUGAGCCGGAGCCUGAGAUUGUUCAGUUGUUAGAGGACGAGACUUCAGAAGAUGAGAUUUUGGGUCCUGAAGAACCUCUAAUUGAAGACGAUGAGAACAAAGGAGAACGUGUUGAAAGUAGGGAUUUGAGUACAUUGAAGCUGCCAGAAUUGAGGGUACUAGCAAAGUCUCGAGGUGUAAAAGGGUAUUCGAAGAUGAAGAAGGUUGAGCUUUUGGAGUUGCUAAGCGGGAACACAGUUUGAUUUGUGAUGCAUGGUAUACCGCUGACAUCUUAAUAUAGUUUCAGAUAAAUUUUCACCAUUUUAUAUUCGGGCUUCUGAAUCGUUGUUGAGAAUUGAGAGUGUGUUUAGCUUUUCCAGUUUUGGAGGGUCUUUUUCGAGCACAGGAUGGUCUCACCGCGAUGGGAUUGGUCCUUUUUUUGUAUCUGUUUUCGUAGAGGGUUUUCAUCCUGUGGAAAAUAUAUCAGAUUCUGGGUUAUUGUAGCUUAAAUGUUGCUCUCUUUAAAAUUGGUGAUAAAAUUCGUUGUAGUUUCCUUCACAAACUACCUGCAUAUUGUGUUUUUACA